GGCCUGUAGAUGCCUUUUACUUCAAACUCCCUGAAUAGAUAGUUUUACUCCUAAACAACAGGGUGGUGGCUUUUAGAUGAGAUGUUUGUUGUUGCUUUUCUCAUCUUGUCUGCGAUGACUUGUCAGCCUGGGAUAACCAUGCAGGAGAAGGUGAAUCGGAGAGUAAGCCGGGCUGAUCAAGGUUCCACCCUGACAGCAGUUAACUGCCAGCUGAGCAGCUGGUCAGAGUGGACAGAUUGCUUUCCAUGCCAGGAUCAAAAGUACCGAUACCGGACCCUCCUGCAGCCAAACAAGUUUGGGGGAGACAUAUGCAGUGGUGAUGUCUGGGAUCAAGCCAGCUGUCACAGUCCCACAGCUUGUCUAAGGCAAGCACAGUGUGGACAGGAUUUCCAGUGUAAGGAGACAGGUCGCUGCCUGAAACGCCACCUUUUGUGUAAUGGAGACAGGGACUGCCUUGAUGGCUCUGAUGAGGAUGACUGUGAAGAUGUCAGGGUCAUUGACGAUGAAUGCAGCCAGUAUGAUCCAAUUCCAGGAUCAGAAAGGGCAACCUUGGGGUAUAAUAUCCUGACCCAGGAAGAAACUCAGAGUGUGUACGACGCCAGGUAUUAUGGGGGCCAGUGUGAGACAGUAUACAAUGGGGAAUGGAGGGAGCUUCGAUAUGACCCCGCCUGUGAGCGUCUCUACUAUGGAGACGAUGAGAAGUACUUUCGGAAACCCUACAACUUUCUGAAGUACCAUUUUGAAGCCCUGGCUGAUACACAAAUCUCCUCAGAGCUCUAUGAUAAUGCAAAUAGCCUUCUUUCUAAAGUAAAAAAUGAAAAGUCUAGGUCAUGGGGAGUGACCGUUGGCAUAGGCAGUAGGCGCCUCCCAAUAAGUGUGGAAGUGGGUAUAUCUGGAUCAAAACGCUCUUCAUUCUUGAAGAAGUUAAACCAGUAUAAUGAGAAGAAUGACUAUGGUACCCAUUACAUCACUUCUGGAUCAAUGGGUGGCAUUUAUGAAUAUAUUCUGGUGCUUGACGAAGAACAUAUGGAAUCAUCUGGCAUUACCAGCGAAGAUGUCAAGAAAUGCUUUGGAGGCCUUGUGGGUAUUGAAUUUAGUUUUAAGAAUACCAUAAGACUUGGAGGAGCUUUAUCAGGAGAAGGUUGUAGAAGAUUUAUAACUAACAGAGCUGAAAGCAACAGGCAGAACAUGGCUGUGAAAGACGUCAUUUCUCGGGUCCGAGGUGGCAGUGCUGGCUGGAGUGGUGGCCUGACACACGAUGAAAGCAUCAUUACAUACCGUUUCUGGGGGAGGUCAUUAAAGUAUAAUCCUAUUGUUAUCGAUUUUGAGUUGCAGCCCAUCUAUGAGUUGCUGCCGCACACAAACCUGGGUCCCCAAGAGACCAAACGUCAGAACUUGCGCCGGGCCUUGGACCAGUACCUGCUGGAGUUCAAUGCUUGCCGCUGUGGGCCUUGCUUCAACAAUGGGGAGCCCAUCCUUGAGGGCUCCAGCUGCAGAUGUCAGUGCCCCCUGGGCCGCCGGGGCCCCGCCUGUGAGCAAAUGGAGCACAAGGGAGCCAAGGCGGAUGGUAGCUGGAGUUGCUGGAGCUCCUGGUCUUCGUGCAGAGCAGGCACCCGGGAAAGGAGGAGGGAGUGCAACAACCCUGCACCAGAGAAUGGAGGUGCCACGUGUCCAGGACGGAAAGUGCAGGCGCAGGCUUGCUGA
Messenger RNA from Trichechus manatus latirostris (Florida manatee), 1704 nucleotides. RefSeq names its product complement C8 alpha chain (gene C8A). Bases 82 to 1704 code for a protein of 540 amino acids. Gene Ontology annotation, biological process: complement activation. Gene Ontology annotation, molecular function: protein binding. The transcript is spliced from 11 exons. The record is from RefSeq and is a predicted model, not a curated record. Gene Ontology annotation, cellular component: membrane attack complex. NCBI's taxonomy places the organism in Eukaryota, Metazoa, Chordata, Mammalia, Sirenia, Trichechidae.